AUGUCCAUGCUCACCAACGAAAAUGAGUUCCGGGUCACGCGCUCACGAACAAAAGGCGCUGAAAACAUCGCCCCAUCGCAUCCAAAACUGGUCCAUUUGGAUACCCUUCCCGGCAGAAAUGGGUCCGUUUCCGCCUCCAAUGCGUCAAAAGAGUCGCUUGUGGAGCGGGGUCGAGACUCCCAGCCAGCCUCUUUAAAAGGGUCCGCUGCGGCUGUCGCCGACACUGCUGGAGGUGCGAAUGGCCGUCCUCAUUUGCGAGAUGUCUCGCGUCAAUUUGGCAUUGCGAAGACAGGACCGCUCCAGCCACCAAAGAAACGACAAUUGGGCUCUUCUGGGACCAAGUUGGGUGGUGGCAGUUCCGUUAGCGGUCCUGUUGGCGGCUCGAUCAGUGGCUCCGACUCAGAGAACGUUGACAUGGAAAACAUCGAACCUGAGGAUCAAAAGGCGUCCUCCAAAGUUUCAAGUAAAAAAGCCAUCUCCGUAAAUAACGCUCGUGCGCCCUUGGAACCUAUUCAGCACCGCUUGCCCCAGAAGAGACAGGCGUCGGAGUCGAGCUAUAACCUAGUAGAAAAACUCCAUCCAGCAAAUAACCAUAACCAUACUCACAGCCAUGACACCCGUGGGGCCAGUGGCGCCGACAUCAUCAACAGCGACUUGACCCACGGAAAGUAUAAAAAGUCGAAGAAAACCGAGUACGAAUGGCAGGACCUCGACGAGGAAGACUUCGAUGACCCGCUCAUGGUCAGUGAGUAUGUCAACGACAUCUUCCCAUACUUGCACGAGCUAGAAAAGAAAACGCUUCCCGACGCGGGCUACUUGCUCAAACAAACUAAUAUGAAGCCCCGCAUGCGCUCCAUCCUCGUAGAUUGGCUCGUGGAGAUGCAUCAACGUUUUCGUCUUUUACCCGAGACUUUGUUCUUGGCCAUUAACAUCAUGGACAGAUUUAUGUCUGUCGAGGUGGUGCAGAUUGAUAAGCUUCAGCUUUUGGCGACGGGCCUGUUGUUCAUUGCUGCUAAAUACGAGGAGGUCUUUUCUCCCUCAGUAAAGAACUACGCGUACUUCACCGACGGCUCCUACACUGAGGAGGAGAUCUUGGAGGCUGAAAAAUACAUUCUCACCAUUCUCAAUUUCGACAUGAGCUACCCGAACCCGAUGAACUUUUUGCGUCGCAUUUCUAAGGCUGAUGACUACGACGUUCAACUGCGUACCUUGGGCAAGUUCUUGCUUGAGGUCACCAUAGUCGACCACAAGUUCAUUGGCCAGCUUCCGUCGCUAUGUUCGGCUGCUGCCAUGUAUAUUGCACGGCUCAUUUUAAGGAAGGAUCCAGUUUGGAACGGGAACCUCAUCCACUACUCUGGUGGUUACAGAGUUGAGGACAUGAAGGAAUGCGUCGAGCUUCUCUUCAACUAUCUCAUUGGGCCCAUUGAGCAUGACGAGUUCUACAAGAAGUAUUCGUCGCGUAAAUUCAUGAAGGCCAGUGUGGUGUGUCGUAGUUGGGCCAAGAAGUUUGUCAACGAACGCAAAGACUUGUUUGACCCUGCAGUUCUCACCACCACCAUUCCGAGUUAG
This is a messenger RNA of Australozyma saopauloensis, 1569 nucleotides long. RefSeq names its product B-type cyclin (gene CLB2). Gene Ontology annotation, biological process: mitotic cell cycle phase transition; regulation of cyclin-dependent protein serine/threonine kinase activity. Gene Ontology annotation, molecular function: cyclin-dependent protein serine/threonine kinase regulator activity. The record is from RefSeq and is a predicted model, not a curated record. Lineage: Eukaryota; Fungi; Ascomycota; Pichiomycetes; Serinales; Metschnikowiaceae. The transcript has a single exon. The coding region runs from base 1 to 1569 and encodes 522 amino acids. Gene Ontology annotation, cellular component: spindle pole body; cyclin-dependent protein kinase holoenzyme complex; nucleus.